AUGCCUGUUAUUGGUGAAGACUAUCCGCUUUGGGACCUCCUUCAUCUUUUCCAGGAAGGUGCCUCUCAUAUGGCAAUUGUAGAAAGAGAUUUGGAGGAGAUCGAAUUUUUUGACUCGUUCCUGGAAUCCAGGCCUUCACAAUCCUUUUGGGGAAUAGCAAAAGAAAAAUAUCAGAAUAUUCUACGAAAAAUCUUCCCAUGCCACUCGAAGGCCACGGAAGCCAAAAAAACAUCACUUCACCAUACUCCGAAGUAUUGGACAGAUGAAGAUGACUACUUAUCAUCUCGAGGACAUAUAACAGGUGUAAUUACCCUUGAAGAUGUGCUAGAGACUCUGAUGCAAUCAAGAAUUCUUGACGAAAAGGAUGUCUCACUUGGCCGCCGUAGAAUGGACGGUACCAGUAGUACACGGAGCAGCAGCAGAACUACCACUUCAUCUGAGCAAAUAUCGACCCUAGACUCUUGUAAGUCGCUGGUAACCAACGAAACAGGAAGAAAUAUUCCUCAUGUUGAUCCUGGAGGGUGUCGCAUGCAUCUCAGUCCUGCCAGAAAAGUUGGUUCUCCCCAAAGAAAAGCUUUCCUCCCACACAAUGACCAAACACUAUCACCAUUAUCAAAACACUUAAAGGAUCAUGACGGUAAACGGAGGGUUUCAUUUCCUGAAGGUACCUAUGGGGGUUACGGAACAGCCAAUAUAGAACGGAAUAUUGAAGCUUUUGAUAGGAGGAACUCCAGGUCGAAAACAUUCCCAAGAAACAUGGAAUAUACAAAAGUCGACACGGGGCCCCUUUUGUUGGGACAACCAAUCGAUCUUUUGGGGUUUAUGUGUGAUGAGGAAACAGAUCUCAAGAUUGUUUCUGGACCCGAGCUAGACACACCCGCAAAUGAGAAUAGCUUUGAUUCCAUCGAAUCAUAA
This is a messenger RNA of Morchella sextelata, 915 nucleotides long. RefSeq lists its product as uncharacterized. The coding region runs from base 1 to 915 and encodes 304 amino acids. Gene Ontology annotation, biological process: magnesium ion homeostasis. The transcript has 3 exons. The record is from RefSeq and is a predicted model, not a curated record. NCBI's taxonomy places the organism in Eukaryota, Fungi, Ascomycota, Pezizomycetes, Pezizales, Morchellaceae.